Molecule: messenger RNA, 1502 nt
Organism: Coffea arabica (coffee)
Lineage: Eukaryota; Viridiplantae; Streptophyta; Magnoliopsida; Gentianales; Rubiaceae
Product: WAT1-related protein At5g64700
Cellular component (GO): membrane
Molecular function (GO): transmembrane transporter activity
Source: RefSeq, a predicted model, not a curated record
CAUAUGAAUCGCCAGUUUUGCAGCAUGGUCGAGGAGGAGCAAUAGAACUGAUCAAGAAAGCCAAGAAACCAUGCAUAAUUAAUUGCUGCUCUCUUUUUCAGAUCAGAUUUCCGGGGUGUGAUGAUGGCGUUGUACGUGUAACAGAAACAGCUAGCGUUCCUGUAUUAACUGAUCGAUCUCUGAAUUUAGAGAGAACGAGAGUUGCAGAAACUGCAUUGAAAGAAAGAAACAAAGACAUUUAGUGGGGAAGGAUGGCGGUGAAGAAAUGGAUUCAGGGAGGAAGACUUGCUGCCGGCAUGCUCACGAUACAAGCAAUCGCCACAGGGUUGCAGCUUCUGUCAAGACUGAUACUGAACCAAGGCUCUUUCAUUUUCGCUUACAUGUUCUAUCGGCAUGUCGUGGGUGCUAUUUGUGUUGCUCCUUUUGCUCUUUUCUGGGAAAGAGGCAAUGGAAAGAAGCUGAGCUGGUUGAUUUUCUUCUGGCUAUUUGUGGUUGCACUAACCGGGAUAACCAUGGCGAUGGGACUCUUCUAUUAUGGCCUAGGGGAUACCACAGCCACGUACGCAACAAACUUCCUCAACCUCAUUCCCAUAGUCACUUUUCUCCUCUCAACAAUUCUGAGAAUAGAAGAACUGCGGCUGCAUACCAGAGCUGGUAAAAUAAAGACUAUGGCUGCAAUAUUAUGCCUUGGUGGUGCACUGGUUAUUGCUUUUUACAAGGGCAAGGCCUUCCACAUCCCUCACCUUAACGUGGAGAAACAUUCCAUACUGAAAACCACUAAGCCUCGCAAGUGGACUCGGGGAACAAUAUUUCUAGUUUGCAGCUGCUUAUCCUAUAGUUUGUGGUUCAUAUCACAGGUUAAGUUAUUCCAACUAUUCCCCUACAAGUUCUGGUCAACAUUCUAUACUUGCAUCAUAGCAUCAGUGCAACAAGUAGUUAUUGGAUUGUGCAUAGAUAGAUCCAAAGCAGCUUGGCAUUUAGGAUGGAAUUUAGAGUUAGUUACCAUCUUUUACUCGGGAUCGUUGGCCACAUCUGCAUCAUUUUGCUUGAUUUCUUGGGCUAUAUCAAAACGAGGCCCAACUUAUCCCUCUAUGUUCAACCCCUUAUCUCUUGUAUUUGUGGCCAUCGCGGAAGCGUUCUUCCUUGGGGAAGCAAUCACCAUUGGAAGCUUGCUUGGUAUGUUCCUUAUCAUUGUGGGCUUGUACUCUUUCCUUUGGGCAAAGAAUAAGGAGACCAAAGCAAUAUUCAAGACUAUACGUGCUAACGGUGAAGUAGAAAAAAGGUCAGUUGAAUCUGCAGCUACUGUAGUGCCAGCACUAUCUCCUCAGAACGACAUAAAUCAUGGAGACAAAGAGCAACAGACGGACGCAGUUGUUCUAACCAGGGUUGAGGGCCUUGCUGGAUAAAUAAAUAUUAUACCUCAUUGACAUUAAAAAGUACCUUACUUUUGCAAGGGAAUUGUUUUUCCUUCAUCUUGUUUCUUUUGAGAAAAUCUUUUGAGU